Messenger RNA from Mytilus californianus (California mussel), 6910 nucleotides. Its product is annotated as endophilin-B1-like. The record is from RefSeq and is a predicted model, not a curated record. The transcript is spliced from 13 exons. Gene Ontology annotation, cellular component: cytoplasm; membrane. Gene Ontology annotation, molecular function: protein binding. Bases 42 to 1193 code for a protein of 383 amino acids. Gene Ontology annotation, biological process: membrane organization. NCBI's taxonomy places the organism in Eukaryota, Metazoa, Mollusca, Bivalvia, Mytilida, Mytilidae.
UGCGGAAGUGAGUAUAGGUGAACCCAAUCAAUAAGCUCAUUAUGGACACGAACUCUGGCUUAUUCAAAAUGAAGAAGUUUGCAGCAGAUGCUGGUACUCUAUUUAAUCGCGCAGUACAGUUUACAGAAGAAAAGUUGGGUCAAGCGGAAAAGACAGAAUUAGAUGCUCACUUUGAAAAUUUAUUGCAAAGGGCAGACAAGACAAAAAUAUGGACAGAGAAGGUUUUGAAACAGACUGAAUGUCUUCUACAACCAAAUCCAAGUUUAAAUGCAGAACUUUUGACUGAACUAGAUGUUCGUAUGGAGGACUUUUUUUACGAGAAACUUGACAAAAAGAAAAGAGACCGUAUUAGUCACCAUGAAUUACUUGGUCAGAUAAUGACAGAUGCUGGCAAUGAGUUUGGUCCAGGAACAUCAUAUGGUAACGCUCUAGUCAAGACUGGCGCAACACAAAUCAACAUUGGAAAUGCAGAAAAAGAAUUUGUACAGUCAACUGCUAAUAACUUUCUACAACCUUUACGUAAUUUCUUGGAUGGAGAUAUGAAGACCAUUCAGAAAGAAAAGAAAAUACUAGAAACAAAGAGAUUAGAUUUAGAUGCUGCAAAAACAAAAAACAGACGUGCAAAAUCACAAAAUACACAGCCAACCUCUCGACCUCAGACUCUUGCCCUGAUCGAGGAUGAUGCUGUAGCCAGAGCAGAAGCAGACUUACGCAUUGCACAGACAGAAUUCGACAGACAAGCUGAGAUUACUAAACUAUUGUUAGAAGGAGUUAACAGUGCUCAUGCUCAUCAUUUGCGAUGUUUAAAUGAUUUCAUAGAAGCCCAGACGACAUAUUAUGCCCAGUGUCAGCAAUACAUGGCUGAUUUACAAAGACAAUUGGGAAGUUAUUCUGUUGGUAGUGGGAACAGUUCAACAAAUUCCCUUGGACCAGGUAUCCCUAAUUCCACUCUCCCUGUUCAGCCAAGUGCACCCCCUAUGAUACACAUCACAGCUGCAACACCUAGUACAGAGAAAAAACAGGCUAGAGUUUUAUAUGAUUAUGAUGCUGCAGAUAAUUCAGAGUUAUCCCUCUUAGCUGAUGAGCUAAUAACAGUGUACAAAGUUCCGGGACUGGAUCCUGAUUGGUUAAUGGCAGAGCGGGGUUCACAAAAGGGAAAAGUUCCAAACACAUAUUUAGAAGUUUUAGAAUGAAUCACAUACAAUUACAUACUUUCAAUUUUUGUUAUAAACUGUAAAUUUCUGAAAAGUUACAGAAAAAGAUGGAUCACUACACGGUGUGGUAACAGAAGGUUUAAAGAUGGCAUGAGGUCUCAGAGAGAUGUAAUUUAUAUACAGAAAACAAGUUGUGCAUGUGAUAUAAACUCUUUCAAGAAAAUUGUCCAUUUUUACCCUCAAAUUAUAUUCUGUUAUGUAUUAAACAUUUUUAGAGUGCUAUUAUUAUGGUGUACCUUAAAUUUUUAUCAUUGAAAAUCAAUGUUGUUUUGCACAAAAUUUGUAUAACGAUAAAAGUUCUAUGAUAAAGCAAUAAGUCAUAGAAUUAUGUAACCUUCUUAUGUCAUGAAUAUUUUGUGGCGGCAGACAACCAUUUUCCAAACUUUCAAUAUAAGAAAUUCAACAUUUUUUUUUUCUUUUUAAAGUCCCAAAAAGCAUGAUAUUGAAACAAAUGAUACUUUACUCAAGAUAUACUAAUCAGUUCUCUUCAGUCAAGCAUUCAUGUUUAAUUGUGCAUGUCUUAUUCAGCUUUGUGUGCUUUUAAUGCCAAUUUUCAGAAGUUGGUUGAUAUAACUUUGGUUUUCAGAUGCAGUUUCAAGAGUAAUCAAUCCUACAAUCUCUUGAGGUUGAAUAUGUCUUUGUUAUCUUUGGCCUCUCUUCUACAAGAGAAGGUUGCACUGAUCUACUUUAUACACUUUAUUGUCUGAUAAGAUUUUAGGUCUGAGAUUUUUUCUGAAAUACCACAUGUUCUACCGUGAUAACGCUCCUUUUAAGGUCAAUUACACAUAAUUAGAUGGUAUUUUUAUGAAAUGUUGUAUACAUUUAGCAUUCAUUGAACUACAUCUGAAUUUUUCAUUGAUCCAGAUUUAAUUUCAAUCAAUUUCAUUUAUCUGAUGCAUUUUGACUCACAUGUAUAUACCUAGAUAAUAACAUGCAUCCCAGGUAAUUUUUUGCACAUAGUCUUUGUAAAAUGCUCAUAUUGUAGCAUUUGCAUCCAAUAUUAUGACUUUUCAUAUAAUAAUUGAUGGGAACAAGGCAUGAUUAGUAAUAUGCAGAUUUUUUUGGGGUUUAUCUUACAUUGAUUUUGAUGUUGUUAAAUUCAGACAUUAAUCAGAUGAUUGUAUAGAUGCAAAAUUUGUGACAUGAUUUGCAUCACAAUAAAUCAAUCUUACAUUUGUGUAAGAUUUGCAAUAUAAAUGUUCAUGUUAUAUUCUGAAUUUAAUAGUAUUUUUUUAUUUUUGAAAGGCCAGCGGAACAUCAAAAUUACAUUGUAUUUAUCUUGUAAAUUCAGAGUUUGAAAACAUAAAAUGUGAUCUAUUUUUAUUAAAAGUUAUGGCUGAUGUGUGAUUUAGUAUUAUAUUUUAUCUUCAUACAUUGAAUCUUUGGAUGUCACUUAUUGAUUACUGUCAUUUUUGUCGAGCCUUCGACUUUUGUCGAAAAAGCGAGACAUAGCGAUCCUACAUUCCGUCGGCGUCGUUGUCGUCAGCGGCGUCCACAAAUAUUCACUCUGUGGUUAAAGUUUUUGAAAUUUUAAUAACUUUCUUAAACUAUCCUGGAUUUCUACCAAACUUGGACAGAAGCUUGUUUAUGAUCAUAAGAUUAUAUUCAAAAGUAAAUUUUGUAAAAAAAAAAUUCCAUUUUUUCCGUAUUUUACUUAUAAAUGGACUUAGUUUUUCUGCCAGGAAACAUUACAUUCACUCUGUGGUUAAAGUUUUUGAAAUUUUAAUAACUUUCUUAAACUAUCCUGGAUUUCUACCAAACUUGGAAAGAAGCUUGUUUAUGAUCAUAAGAUAGUAUCAGAAGUAAAUUUUGUAAAAAAAAAAUUCCAUUUUUUCCGUAUUUUACUUAUAAAUGGACUUAGUUUUUCUGCCAGUUAACAUUACAUUCACUCUGUGGUUAAAGUUUUUAAAAUUUUAACAACUUUCUUAAACUAUCCUGGAUUUGUACUACACUUGGACAGAAGCUUAUUUAUGAUCAUAAGAUAGUAUCUAGAAGAAAAUUUUGAUAAAAAUAUGUUCCAUUUUUUCCGUAUUUUACUUAUAAAUGGACUUAGUUUUUCUUCCAGUUAACUUUACAUACAGUCUGCAGUUAAAGUUUUAAAAACAUUUAUUAGAUUCAAAAACCAUCCUGGAUUUUUACCAAACUUGGACAGAAGCUACUUACAAUCAAAAGAUAGUAUAGAGAGGAAUAUUUUUAUUAAUUUUUUUCCUCAUUUUUGUUGAGCCUGCAAUUAACAGCAAAAGUAGGCGAGACACUGGGUUCCGCGGAACCCUUACGAAUUUUAUCGUAAGAGAGAUACUUUGGUUUAUUAGAAACACUCUCAAAUAAAGGUUUGAAAUAUAAUAAUUACAAAAAAUUAUUAAUAACAUAUUUUUAAUACCCUGAUUUUUUGAAAACCAUAAAUAAUUACAUGAGAAAUCUAUGGUGUUGUAAGAUUAUGAAUUAUCUCCCUUUCAACAUAUGACAAAAAAAAAAUUGGGAAUUUAUUUUAUACCUAAUUGGUUUGAAUCCAGAAUAAUAAUGAAUUUAUGUUUUAACCAGAUAACCAUUUUGAGACUGAUUCAUGUAUUUUGAUCAAGAGUUGCCUUCUGCAUGAGGUACCAUUUAAAUAUGCAUCCAUGGACUGCUUGAUUGAGGAUUUAAGUUUGAUGUUUCUUGAUAAUUAUCCCAUCUGAAAUAUUCAUUGGAAAUAAGAGGAUAUUUUUAUUUGUUAAACCAGCAGAUGUGAUUGAGAAAACUUUAAUUUUCCUGUAUUGGAUGUCUGUACAGAUAAGUGUUAAUUGUACAUUAUUUUGAUGGAUGUAACUGUUCAGAUUUAAGAUAUACAUGAAAUGCAGGGAUUCAUUGUUCUUUUUAUUUAUGAAAUUUUGGUUUAAAAAAGGGAAAUGUGACAUAUUGAUUUUCUGUAAAUAAUUAAUAGUUAUGGCAAGAUGUUAAUCCAACUAAAGUAAUUGCUUAUCUCAAAAAACUACACAUAUUGCUGAGUAUUUUAGUUAUCAAACUCUACUGUUGUACAAGGUAUUUAUCUACUGGUCUGGUAAAAGAUUUUACUCUAUUUACUUUUUCAAAUAAAUGAGAGCUAACCAUCAUAGAAUCUAAAAUGACCAAGAGAAAAUUGUAUUAGAGAGAAGGGUGUAACUUAUAGUAUUUAUGACAAAAUCUGAGAUUUGAGUGGUGAUUUUAUAGUACUAACCAUAUGUACAGUGUUGUAUUUAAAGUGCUCAUACUGUGUUUGGAACUUUUAUACUUGUUUGAACCCUUAUUAAAUUGUUAUAACUAAUGCUUUGUGAUGAAAUUUCUGUAAAUUAUGUAAAGUUUAGAUCUUCUUCAUCUUACAUAUUAAAGUUUGUCUGCCCUACAAAAACUGUUACUGAUGAAAACACAUUUUAUGAUAAUGCUUGAACGAGUACAAGAUUUUGAAAAAUCUGGCAUUGGACACUUGACUUUUCGUGAUUAGGUCAGCUUUAAAUAACUGUUAAUAAGAGUUUUAUAUAGUUGUCCUUAUAAAUAUCAACAAAUAUUCUGUAUGUAUCCAUUAUAAAGGUUUGACAAUAAUGUUUGCCAGCUUCCAUUAAUGUCUCAUCAUACAAAAUACUAAAAUGACAUUAUGGUUUAAAGCACGAUAAUAAAAUUAAAGACUAAUGUAAUGAAAAUAGACACAAGAAAUGAACAAUGUAGAUUUACUAACUAAAUAAUACAUUAUGUCAAAGAAACUUAAAAGCCAGUAGAAAUUUUUGUUUAAUUCAUUAUUCAUUAUAGAAAUGCAGAAAUUUCAUCAUCAAAGCAUAAAAGUGAAUGGUACAUUUAUAUUUAUAAAAUUUUAAAAUUUUAUUAUAUUAUAUUUUUUUGUUCUUGCUGCUUUAUUAAUGUUAGUGAGGGAUUUGUUAUCGAUUAUAUAUACAUGUUGAUAUGCAGGUAGACAAAGCUUAACAAACAAUGCAGACAUUCAAUGGCUCAUUAACAUCAGAAUUUACAUUUUCAAGUAUUUCAUUGGUAGAGAUACUCAUUAAAAAUUAAUAAAUAAUGUAAUGCUGAUAACCAGAUGUUUUGAUAGAUGAUAAAAGAAAUGAAAAAAAAAUUGACAACUAUCUAAAACAAAGAAUAAUCUGACAUCUCAAAAACUGUUGUUAGUGUAGAAUUCUCUUUAUGAAUAGUAUCGAGUAUUUACCAUGUUUACAUCAGUAUAAAACUAUUUGCCAGUGUAGGCAUUUUUUUAUGAGAAUUCAGUUAUUUUAGUAGCUUAGGUUUGGCUUGAUCAACCCAAAUCUAAGCAGAAUGAAAAAAUAAACUAAACAUGAAAAAGAUUCAUGUGUCAGAAGUAUUGUUACUUUUAUAUUUGAAGCAAUAUUUAGUGAAGUGUUAGACUUGUUUACAAAUAAGUUUUCAUCUUAUCUAAAUGUACAUCCCAAUAUUAAAGUAUUAUUUGUCUAUUUGAUAUGAUGUAUUGGAGUAUUAAUAAAUAUGGUCAAUUGUUUUAUUAAUUUAGUUUCUGUUAUCAUGAGGUACUAUACAGUCAUCUAUCAUAAUGUUGAACUAACAUGGAGCUGGAUAAUUGAAAAUCAAGAGGUUUAUUUUAUUUAAUGUUGAUUUAGAAACUUUCAGCUUCAUUUUUAGGAUUUAAGUUAAUACUGAUGGGAUUUACUGUAUGUUAAGUGACAAACUUAUUUGUUAAAUACUGUAAAUUUUGGUUAUCUAAGUGCUAUAUUGUUUGAGACGGCAAAAUGGUGCUGAAAAUUUUGUCAUAUGUUUGAAGUAAUGAAUUGUAUGAAAUAAAAUGUGAUAUUUGCAUAUGUAUUAUACCAUUUUUUAAACUUAAUAUCUGCUAUUAAUCACAUAUACUAAGAAUAGUAAAAAAAAGUCAAUAUUUUUUUUUUGCAUUAAAAAUUGAGAUUUUACUUAUUGGUAAAGGUUUUUUGUUGUUAUAUUUACAUUUCAUUUAAUUUUCUCAUUAUAUGACUGUCAAAAUUUAUUUAAGUUGUUACAUUUGAUCAAUGUUUGCAUAUGGUUAGACAUUGGUAUUUUUUUUUCUUCAAAUAUACAAGUUGUUUUGGCACCAGGAAACUGGAUUGUAAUCAAAGGAAUGAUCAUAAAUGUCUAUAAGAGAAUUACUAAGGUUUUAUGAUUCAAACUUUAAAAUGGAUGCACACUUAAUCUUUCCUUCAAAAGAAUUUAAAAAAUGGAUUCCUAUUUUUAUUAGUUAGAGCCACCAUAUUUUAAUUUUUAAUUUAGUUGGUGGAGUAUUGUUAUGCAUGAUUUUUAUUUUAUUUCUUUAUGCACUUUAGUGAAUUUUUCUGAUUCUUACAAAUUCUAUCUUUAUCUAGGUGUAAAUAACAGUGCAUAUUAUCUUAUUUGUAAGUGGCAAUACACUUUAACUUUAGUGUAAAUGUCUGUACUUUUUAUCUUUACUGCAAGUACAAAAACACAUUAUCUUUAUUGCAAGUGUAAGUGGCAAAACACAGAAAUAUACUUGAUGUUUAGUGUAUGUGCCACUUAAUAUAAAAAGUUACUCUAGUGCAUUGAGUGGCAAUGAUUUAGUGUAAGUUGUGGUGCACUGUAUCUUUAAUAAUAGUGUCCCUACAUGUAAACAUAAAGUCACUUACCUGAAAUGAGUGGUCACUGGUCAUACAAAUUGAUUAUGAGAUAUAGUUGAAUGAAAGAUAUCUGUAUAUGAAAUAAAAAAAAACUAUUAAUGCCAA